Coniosporium apollinis CBS 100218 is the source of this 897-nucleotide messenger RNA. RefSeq lists its product as uncharacterized. The coding region runs from base 1 to 897 and encodes 298 amino acids. Gene Ontology annotation, biological process: fungal-type cell wall biogenesis; (1->6)-beta-D-glucan biosynthetic process. NCBI's taxonomy places the organism in Eukaryota, Fungi, Ascomycota, Dothideomycetes. The record is from RefSeq and is a predicted model, not a curated record. The transcript has 3 exons. Gene Ontology annotation, cellular component: endoplasmic reticulum membrane.
AUGGCCUUACGAAGGAUAGGAGCGUUGGCCCUGAGUGCCACCCUGGCAUCCGCAUUCCGGGACACAUCGCCCUUCUUCAUGUUCUCCGACUCCCCGCUACCGAACCCCGUUGCAACCACGCAGCUUGCGCUAUCCGGUCAGCUCUCAUCGCAAAUCCAACGCUCGCUUGCAGAUUGCCCUUCCGAUACCUACAUUAUCGUCUCCCAGCCCGGCAUAUCUGCCGCGGACUUCUCCGACCGAUCAUCUACCCCCCAUCUACGGGAUUACGUCGAUCAACAUGGCGGUCAUAAUGGCAUUCAGUCCUCUGUGGCCGUUGCCGAAGUUGUGGGGGCACUGAGUACGGAUGCGCUAUCACAGCGCUUGGCGGACAGAUGCAAGGCUACAAUCAUCACGGUGGAUUCGGAGAAACGCCACAUCAAUAUGGGCAAGGCGACACCACGAGUUAUCAAAGUCGACUUCCCGGUACUACCUUCCCAUCGCGAGGAGAGGGUUGCAGAGCUCGGGAGGCGAGACUCUUACCUGGAUGCCAUGAUAGCGGCCGCAGGCGAGAGGUUUACAGUCAUCUACACGACAACACCACCAUCUUCUGAGCAGCUUGCUGCAACACAGCAUAAGUCGCAGGUGGUGUAUGAGAUGGACGAGUCAUAUCCCGAAGCCUAUCAUAUGGAUCUGAAGCGAGACGUCUCCAGCCACGCGGAUAAUAAUACUGCUUCCAAGCUUCCGCUAUUCGAGAAAUACCAGUUCUUGUCAUCGGGCAUAUUUAUGGGCCUUUCCGUCAGCCUGCUCCUUUUCAUGAUUCUGUACGUGGCUGUCAGCGCCGUGUCGAGCCUUGAAGUUUCAUACUAUGCUUUUAGCAAAGAAAUGGGCCCUGCGGCGCAGAAGAAGCAGGGUCAAUGA